CCUAUCGGGUGUCACUUGACGUUCCCCGUUGCGGACCCUUCGAACACACGAUCUAACUCCAGCGCCCCUGCAGAACUGCGGCGAUGUUUUGACCAAAAAGAAGCUCGACCCCCACAGAAGCCGUUGUCGUGGUGCUACCUUCACUUGCAUCGAUUGCAUGGUACACUUUCCCGGGACCGACUAUCGCUCUCAUACUAGCUGCAUGACCGAGGAUCAAAAGUACCAAGGUGCUCUAUAUAAAGGAAAGAAACAGAAGCCGCAGCAGACGUUCGAAGCCGAAGUCGUCGAGGCCACCGAGCCGGCCACACAACCCAACAUGUCACAUCACGCAUAUGUCGAGGAUUACAACGAGGAGUACGAGACUUAUAGGGACUACCAGAUCCAAGAGUCUGACUUCGAUGGCGGUUUCCCGCCAGAGGCUCCCACCCCGCCAUCUGCCCUGCCACUUGAUGACAGAAUCAACGUUUUCGACUUCAUGCAAGAGCCGACACCAAAUGCUUCCCAUAUGGACUUGCCCGUGCCCGGUGCAUUCCCGACGACCGGUGGACGGCAACUCGUUCGCUUCAACAACGACGUCGACACCUACGUGGAUCCUGAAGGUUACAUGGUGGACCAUGAGGACAACGUUCAGUAUGGCCCAGGACACGCCCAUGCCUACGAAACUCCGGUGCCCAAGGCCUCCCGGAGAAAGAGCAAGGAAAGCGAGGUCAAGAAGGACAAGAAGCGCAAGCGGUUGCACAUUGACACCAGCCCUCAGCCUAUGACCGCAGCCGACGAGGUCAUGACCGACGCACCCCCCGUCCUGCACUCUGGCCUCACCGGCGGACUUAACAGGAUGAUGCGACCAUCUCAAUUCCCGCCUUCUCCCGACUAUUCUGGUGCCGAUGGCGACAACAACUCCCCCGCGCCGACGAGCCCCCUCAAGAAGCCCAAGGACGCGAAACCCUCCAAGACCACUCGCACCGAAUCAUUCGGAAGCGGGCUCAAGGCGCUCAUCAGCGGCAGCAGUAAGCCGAAGGCAUCGAAGAAGCGGAAGACCAAGCACGUUGGCGACAAGAAGGAUCGGAAAGAACGCAAGGAGCGUAAAGAGAAGAAGGACCGCAAGGAGCACAAGAAGCACCACCACUCUGGCACAGACGACGACAAGAAGCCCAAGCUGAUUGAGUAUCGUCCUCAAUCCAGCGAUGGCCCCAAGGAGGGGGAGACGGGCGCCAUGGUCUUGUACAAGCCCAGGUCGGAUCUCUUCCUCAGCUUCUGCACCAAGGGUCCCGAUAGUGAACGUGGCUGCAGCGUGAACAAGGCGCUCAAGCGCUUCCAUCGCGAGAGAGACUCGUCUGCUGACAGCCUUGGCAAGUUCAUCGAGGAGAAGGAGCUUUGGCGUUCGUUGCGGAUGCGCAAGAACGACCGGGGAGAGAUCGUCCUCUUCUCGAUUGCCGAUGCCGAAGAAUGAGGUGAUGCAGAGAGGAAACUAAUAGAAGGGGACUUCAUGGCGUUUGUACAGGAUUUUUGCUUUUCAGGUCUCCAACACGGUCUUGGGGGGAUCAAUGAUACCAAUGGGGGCGUGACGGCCAUAUCGUCUGGAUUACUGGGAAAAGACACACAGACCUUGCGGUCGGGAUG
Molecule: messenger RNA, 1620 nt
Organism: Microdochium trichocladiopsis
Lineage: Eukaryota; Fungi; Ascomycota; Sordariomycetes; Xylariales; Microdochiaceae
Exons: 2
Coding region: 158-1450 (430 amino acids)
Source: RefSeq, a predicted model, not a curated record